This is a messenger RNA of Aspergillus nomiae NRRL 13137, 564 nucleotides long. RefSeq lists its product as uncharacterized. The coding region runs from base 1 to 564 and encodes 187 amino acids. The transcript has a single exon. The record is from RefSeq and is a predicted model, not a curated record. Lineage: Eukaryota; Fungi; Ascomycota; Eurotiomycetes; Eurotiales; Aspergillaceae.
AUGGACGAAGACCCAGAAAUCACCCUCCCAAAACUCACCUCCCAACUAACCACCACCCCCCAAGCCUUCCCAACCUGCUGCCUCUCAAUCUCCACCCCCCUCCUCGAAACCCUCACAAGCCUCCUCCCCAAGAAACCAGACUACACCGUCUCAAUCGGCAGCGGCAGCGGCCUCCUGGAAGCCCUGCUAACGCACACCAACGCCUCGCUCCAAAUCGAAGGCGUCGAAGUAAACCCCACCGUGAACCGCUACAUCGCUGAACAAGACAUGCACGUCGUCUCGGGCACGUGGGAUCUGCUGGCGUCGCGCGUGCCCGGCGCGAAGGCGUGGAUGUUUGUCUAUCCGCGCGAGCCGAAGCUGGUGGACAGGUAUAUUGAGGCUUUUGGGAAGGAGGGGGGGGUGGUGGAGGUGAUUUUGUGGUUGGGGCCCAGGGCGGAUUGGGCGGAUUAUGUGGGGUGUUUUGAUGGGAGGGGGUUUGGGGUUGAGAGGGUUGUGGGUUGUGAGGGCGGGUUGGAGGGUUUUGAGAUGUUGGGGGUUGUUAGGCGGGUGGUCAGUUCUGUUUAG